CGCGGAGACUAAGUAAACGGCACCGUUUUGCAAUCCCAACAACCCGCAAUCCUCAACUUGCAGCUCUGCCACAGUCACCUUUGCAUCACUCCGUUUGCCGCCGUAGCGGUCCCUGCAUUGCCACUCCUCCCGGGAUCUGAAAGGGCAAGCGAUAGCCCACAAUGGCCGACUACGACCGCAGACCAGGCGGCGGCGGCAGCAGUUACAACCCCAAGAAACGUCGCUUCAGAGAGGACGAUGACUACGACCGCCGCGGCCCCCGCCGGCGCUACGAGGCGCCGCCGCACGUGCGCUUGCGCAAGCAGCUGAUCGCCAUCGCCGAGAACCCGAUGCGGCCCUGGCACGAAGAGGUGCAGGCGAUCGCGACGCUCUUCACGGACAACUGGGACGACGAGCUGCUGCGCGGCAACUUCGUCGACCUGGCGCUGCAGCUGGCCGUCGAGCAGCCGCUCAAGACGCCCUUCGUCGCGGCCGUCGUGCUCGUCGCCAACGUGACCAGGCCCGAGGUCGUGGACCUGCUGCUGGCGAAGCUGGCCGCGUCGGUGGAGAAGGGGAUCAAGGCCGGCGAGUGGAGGGAUGUGAAGCUCUAUCUGAAGCUGCUGGCGUGCCUGCAAGGGUGUCUUGAGGGGGAGGGCAUCUUUCCGCUGCUGGAGGGCCUUUUUGAGAGGGCGGUGGACCUGCAGACGGCUAGUUCGGAGGAUACGAUCGGGACGGAGAUUGUCAAAAUCAUCCUCUUGACGCUUCCGUACGUCAUGGCCGCUGCGCCGGGCCAGUGGGUGCAGAAGGCGGCCGAUCUGAUGGAGAAAACGGAGAUUAUUGCUUCAGAGCCACACGCCCUACAGACGCUCAUCGAGCCCUAUCACCCCGAGAGCGGCGAGGAAGCUCCUCCGCAGUCGCAGAGCUUGAUCGGGCUGCUCCAGACUCAACUCCAGAGCGAGGCCAACAAUGGCUGGGUGCUGCCCUGCCUGCCGAGGCCGUGGCAGUUACCCCUGAGCGAUGUCGAACAGCAGUCUCAGCUCGACAACGCCACCAAGCACGCCCUCCCUCCUAUCGCGAUUCCUGAAACGGUUAUCACCGGCCCGCGGCCGCUGUUCCCGGAGGUUUACUUUUCUGUCUACGCAGGUCAGGACGUCGAGUCUGUGCCUCCGUUGAGUAACGCCGCGGCGUCGCUGAUCCGGGAUGCUUUGCUCGAUACGAUCAACGUCCUUCACUUUAAUCGCAACGUUGCCGCACGGCACUUGAUCGAUCUGGACUGCUACUUUGCGCCGCGGACGUUUGCGGCACGAGCCACGCCCUUCGACAAGCUGCGCGACAUCGAGCCACCCAAAUCGACGUGGAAGCCGGAGGACGUCGCGGUUGACGCUGUCUUCUCUCAGCUCUUCCAGCUGCCGAACCCCGAGCACAAGCUUGUUUUCUACCACUCCGUCCUCACCGAGGCAUGCAAGCUUGCCCCGGCCGCGAUAGCGCCGAGCUUGGGGCGCGCCAUUCGCUUUCUCUACCGGAAUUCGCCUCGCCUCGACCUGGAGCUGGCCAACCGCUUCAUCGACUGGUUCUCGCACCAUCUAAGCAAUUUCGGCUUCACCUGGAAGUGGACAGAGUGGGUGGACGAUGUGUACCUGCCGGAUGUCCAUCCGCGGAAGGCGUUCAUCAACGGCGCGCUCGACAAGGAGAUCAGGCUCAGCUUUGCGCAACGCAUCAAGAACACCCUACCGGAUCCCUAUAAAGAGCUGAUCAGCCCAGAGAAGGAGAAGGAUGCGCCGGAUUUCAAGUUCGCCAGUGAUGAUACCCCAUUCGCAGCCGAAGGACGCGAGAUUUUGGCCCUGCUCAAGCGCAAGGCUCCCGACGAGGAGAUCGAGGCGGUGAUCCAGCGCAUCCAGUCGCUCGCCAUCGACCGCGAGAUCGACGCGCUCGUGGCGAGCACCGACGUCUUCGUGACGUGCGUGCUGCACUUCGGCAACAAGUCGCUCUCGCACGUCCUGGCCGCCAUCGAGCGCACCAAGGAUCGCCUCGCCGACGCGGGCGCCGCCUCGGACGCCGCGCGCACCCAGAUCAUCUCGGCUACCAUGGCCUACUGGUCCGCACACCCGGGCGUCGCCCUCUCCAUCAUCGAGAAGCUCCUCAACUACAGCAUCCUGACCCCGGCCACUGUCAUCAACUGGGCCUUGAUCGGCCGCGCGGGCAGCACCCGCGGCGAGGCGCUCGCCACCGCGCACUUGUACGAGAUGGUGUUCAACACGGUCAUGAAAGUCACCGGCCGCGUGCGCCAGCUCGCGACGAAGCCUCCAUCACCCCCGCACCAACAAGCACAAUCCUCGGCGGACGCCGAGGAGGCGGAGACGCGCGAGCGCGAGAUCCGCGCGAUGCGGGCGCUGUUCGCCGCCAUCGAGGACGCGCUCGCGGCCUGGGCGGCCGGCAGCAAGGACGAGAUGAUGGAGGCCAGCGAGGGCGCCGCCGGCGACAGCGAGACCGAGCGGCUCGUGCGCCGCUGGGGCGAGCGCUGGCUGCGCGUCUUCCGCCGGCGCGCGGCCAUCGAGGAGGCCUUCCUCGUCGAGGCGGAGAAGGAGCGCGCGAGGCUGCGGGCCGAGAUGGAGGAGCAGGCCCGGGAGCAGGAGCAGGCCCGGGCGCGGGAGCGGGAGCUGGAUGGGCAGGGCGGGGAGGGGAUGGAGGUUGCUUAGAUUGCCGGUUGGGGGGUGGUGGACCUUCGCCGUCUUUUCUUUCCCUUUGAAAGGGAGAGGGGCAUGACUUGGAGUCUUGCUUUGCCUGGUGAACUGGACAGGGCGUCGCAAAGCACACGUUGUAUGAUUGUCGUGUAUGUUACCGCAUUUCCAUACCUUGGAAGGCAAACGAAAGACAGGAGGGUAAAGCCUGUUCCGGGAAUCUACAAGCGGCCAGUGCCACAAAAAAAAUCUAUUAUUUUUGUUUUCAAAUGGCAUCAUAUGGAGCAACAACAUUCUA
This is a messenger RNA of Thermothielavioides terrestris NRRL 8126, 2955 nucleotides long. RefSeq lists its product as uncharacterized. The coding region runs from base 162 to 2675 and encodes 837 amino acids. The transcript has 4 exons. Lineage: Eukaryota; Fungi; Ascomycota; Sordariomycetes; Sordariales; Chaetomiaceae. Gene Ontology annotation, cellular component: nucleus; nuclear cap binding complex. The record is from RefSeq and is a predicted model, not a curated record. Gene Ontology annotation, molecular function: RNA cap binding; mRNA binding. Gene Ontology annotation, biological process: nuclear-transcribed mRNA catabolic process, nonsense-mediated decay; mRNA export from nucleus.